GGUAUUGACUGUAAGGGAAAGUGUCGCGAUGAUUCACUUUCAGCUAUGGAAUAGUUUUGUUAGAUCUAUCAUGGUUUUCCAUUCGCAAGUGUGUUAUCGUUAGUUAGAACAAUGUUGCGAUGAAUUACGUGUAAACCUGAUUGAAACAUUCAAGAUGUUUAAAAGAGAAAACCUACGCAAGAAUUUUCUGCGCGUAAAGCAGAACAUCGACCAAAAUCUUGGAAGGGCGGAGAAGUCUGAAGUGCUGUCUGAGGACCAGCAGGAAAAUGAGAAGAGGGUGGAGGUGGUGAAACAUGUCUUUCAGAACAUCUCAAAGAAAGCAGCGGCAGUGCUGCAGGCUCAAGGGACAGACAACGACAAGCGCCUGAAAAAAUUACCAGAAUAUGGUCUAGGUGCAGCUUUAAUAGAAUCAGCUCAAGCUUUAGGUGGCGACACAUUGCUGGGGUCUGUAUGCCAACUGUGUGGGGACUGUCAGCAAAGUUUAGCUAAGGAACAACUUGAAUAUGAGACCAAUAUUGAGGCUGAGUUUAUUGCCCCAUUACAGAAUAUUUAUGAUGUGGAGAUCCCAAGCAUAAUGAAGUUCAGAAAAGCCUUGAACAAAUCUACCCUAGACAUGGACUCUGCCAAAACCAGAUUAAACCAAGCGAUGCGACAGUCCCAAGUCCCUGGUGCUAACAUGGCCAGUGCUGGUGCUAAAGUUGACGUCAUCAGGGAGGAAUACGAGGAGGCGUCUGUCAAAGUAGAAACCAUUAAAGAUAAUUUGUCCAUAGAGUUGUGUAACUUUGCUGCUAAAGAAAGUGACCAAAGCUACAGGAUGUUGCUACUACUUCAAGCUCAAGCUAAUUUUCACAGAAAAGCAUUGGAGGCCAUUGAAGCUUGUAUACCUCAGAUUAAACAAGAAAUACAUAAUUCACCAGCCAAGCCUUGCUACGGAAUGCCUUUAGAGGAACAUCUUCGCCUGAUGUGUCGAGACAUCGCCUUAGUUCUAGAAGCUUGUAUAUUAACAUUAUUAGAGACUGGCAUGGAGGAAGAGGGAUUGUUCAGAAUAGCAGGUGCAGCAAUCAAGCUUAAAAAAUUAAAAGCAUGUUUUGAUGCUAACACAGUCGAUAUGGAGGAGUUUAGUACAGACCCCCAUACAAUAGCAGGUGCACUGAAACAAUACCUGCGAGAACUGCCAGAACCUUUACUUACUUUUGCUUUACAUGACGAUUUUUUAAAGGCAGCAUCACUGCCACAAGACCAAAGAUUACAAACCCUGUGGACUUUAAUAAAUAAACUACCCAAAGCAAACUAUAAUAAUUUUAGGUAUCUUAUAAAAUUCUUGUCAAAGCUAGCUGAGAAAAGUGAUAUCAACAAAAUGAAGCCUAGUAACAUUGCAAUAGUCAUAGGACCCAAUCUAUUGUGGUCUGAGAAAAACAAUGCUCCGAACAUGUUGACAACAGGCACAGUCAGUGCAAUCAUUGAGGCCAUAGUAACCCAUGCUGAUUGGUUCUUUGCUGGAGAUUUCGACUUCAACAUUAUCGACUAUCGUGAAGAAGGUCAGGAAGUUCAGACAGAGAAACAGAACAACAAUAUGGAGGCGCUAAAGAUUCAGGUCUCCUGUACACCUGUUGUUAACCAGCCACCUAGUCCUGGUUUAUCUACAGCCACUUCAAACACCUCGUCUACAGGUAGUUUACCUGUGCCUCACGACAGCCCAGAACCCCUGAGCCCUGUACAGCGCCGCGGGACCCGCAAACCUGCCCCACCCCCUCCCCCAGAGAGACCAUUCACUGUCAUGGUGACGGCCACAACAGCCCUGGGAACCAACCGGCCAGAGGCCACCCACCCAGCGGAGAGUGACGGCUCAGUUAACAAUGGUCAGUUUCAAACUUGGCCUCGCUCAGCCCCUCUUGCCUCUCCAGAUUCGCCCUCCGAGCAGCAGCAGGAGAAAUCUAAACUCCCCAGCGGUCAUUUAGACCGGCCGUCUAUGCCGCCUCCCGAUCGGCCACAGCGGCCACGAAUGCCCCCGACGCUAAAUACGUCUGUGGGCCGGGGCCACCAGAGGUCUGCAUCCACAGGGACAAUGAUAAACCAGACAACAGUGACCUAUGACCCACAUGCGGGCGUGCCCAACGCAGGUAGUUUGUCUUCUUACAGCAUUAUUGAGGGUGACCAGGAUAACGCUACAGUAAACCAAGGUGUUGGGUCUGAUACUGUUAACUCCACCGCACACUCUCAAGGCUCAGUUGCCGCAGGCCUCUCGCACACGCUGGGCAGGCACUCCAGCGUGCGGCCCAGGCUGACGCCCCCUCCACCCCCGCCGCCAGUAGCCAGAGAGUCAGAAGAUACUAAAUUAUGAUAAUAUCCACCCCCCUUCACCCCCCUUCCUUCUGCCAGCUGUGUUGUCACUCUAUAUUUAACUUUUAUCCUACACUACAGAAAGUUUUCUUCACUGUGGAGUUGUGAAUCAGAGCAUCUUUAUCUGACUCAGAUUUUUAUACAAUGUCUUGGAGGGUUAUUUUUGGUCCAAAAUUUUUCCUUGUUAAAAAAAAUGUUCAAUAAUUUCUUCUAUGCUUUUUAUUUUUCUGUUCUCCAAAAGACUUUAUUUCUCCAGUGCUCCUCUUAGGGUUUUAGUACUUGACACUUUUUGUAAUUGCUAUGUACACAAUGCACCAUGUUGGUGUGAAGUUAAAAACUCGGAUUAUUUAUUAGAUAACAAAACAAAACUCCUGUGGCAACUGCUUGAGUGUUGCGUUGAGGACACAUAACUUACUCACUGCAUGCAUGUACGACUCCUCAUUCAUCUUAUUAGCUAUUACAACUGUAAACAUUAUAUACGUAGACAAACAUCGCUUCUUUUAAUUCUGUCUAUCUAGAGCCAUUUAACAAAGCAUGAUUUUUUCGCCCUCACUAAAAAGGUCUUCAUUAUUUAUAUUUGAAAAAUUUGAAGUUGUUUCUUUUAUUUUUCUUUGCUAGAUUUAUUAACCUUUAUAUAAAAAUUUCUAACUUGCCUUCUUUGUGAACAAUUUGUGAUAAAAUGUAAAAAAUAUUAUUUGACUAUUUUUUUUUCUCUGAAUAACUAUCCUGCCAAUUUUACGAAGAUUUUUCUCUAGUUUUUGUUUGUAUUGAUAUAUAUAUAACUUUGUAUUUCUGUCUGUAGAUAAAAAGUUUUAGUAAGUACUCUUUGUUUACAUCAACAACCAAUUUGCUUCAUUGAUUUCAGAUAGCGCUGAAGUUUUUUUUCUUUAUAAAACAACCUAGUUGCUUGAGACGUAUAAAACAUUAGCUCUCUGUUUCAGGAUGUAUCAUUCUGCUUUUUGUCUUUCAAUUUUUUUUUUUGUGUGUGUGUUACAAAAGUUGGAAAAAUAGAUAAACUUCUAGGUGUGACUUAGCCUUUUUUUAAACAAGUUAACAUUUUUUUUAAACCUGUAAAUACUAACUUGCUUAUAGGAAAAUAAUAAAUUGUUUAAUAAAAAACACUCUUAAAAUCUAUGAAGUGCUAAUUGAACAUCAGCAUUAUUAAGUACAUUUUUUGUGAGUGGUGAUUUUAAUUUUUUUUUAAUGUAUAAAUCUGCAAAUGAAACAAAAAUUUGUGAACAUAAAAAAAAUGGGUUGGUUUUCUAACUAUUUGAAUAACAAAUUUCAUAUUCAUAAAGGACAAACUAAAUUUUAAGUGCACCUCAUAGUAGAGAAAGAUUUAAAAAAAUUUUAAUUGGAAUUUAAACUGUAUAUUUAUCUUGAUUAGCACCCAUGGACCGUGUCUUUGAAAAUAACAAUUUUUAACUUUUUGCACUUUUCACACAAUUUUUUAUUCAAUAUAACAACACAUGGUGAUGAAACCAUUCCAAUUAAUUCUGAUCUUUUUUUUUGUUCCAACACUGUUUUUUUCCCCUAAUAUUCAGUAUCUGCUUUUUUAUAAGACAGCAUUACUUUAAGUUAUAAAAUUAUUAUAAUUUAUUAACUGCUGUACUGUUUUUCAAAUUUGUAUGCACACUUAAAACACAAGUUAUGAAUAAUUUCAACAAAUAAAAAAUUGAGUGGCUUGCAGAACUGUUUAGAAAAGUUCAGUUGAACAUUUUUUUUAAAACUACAGUAAAAUGAAAGUCAACUAUAAUUAAAAUAGAAAUUUAAUAGAAUCCAGUUUUGAAUUGUAUCAAUUGGUAACAAAAAGUGCAUGAGAAUAAGAAAUGUAAACAAGGAUAAAGUAAGUGCAUGGGUAUGUAGAACUGGACAAAAGGAUUAAGAAAAAAAAGUGCAUGGGAAUAUAAAAACAAACAACACUGGACAUAGAGAUUAAGAAACUGCAUGGGUAUAGGAAAUUAGACAUCAGAAUUACAAUUUUAAAAUGCAUGGGUAUAGAGAACUUGACAUUAGGAAGUACAAAUUAUUAAAGAAUUGGACAUGAAUCUGAUGAUUGUUCUACAUCAAAAUAAAAGAGACUGGGUGAUUUUUUGAGACGUUAAGUAUCUAAAAGAUGAAUGUGUUAAGUCUUUUAAAUUUUGAUCUAAAUUAGUUUGCAGUUUUUAAAAUUCAUGAAAACAGAAGGAAACAUGUAUAAAUGUCAGAUAAAACUUAGAUUUAUCACUUAACAUUCUAAUACCACAUAAUGCUGUGUUUAUUUUUUCUUUACUAACAUCUGAUAGAGCUGUGUUGUACUCCAUACUGACAGUCUCAAACAUGGCUAUACAUUACUACUUGUGGGGCAGAUUUCACCCUAUAAUUUGGUUUAUACUGUUUUGUCCCUUUAUAAAAAGGUGAUGCAUUUUUUUUAAAGUUAACACUGUAUUUUUUUUUACACUAGUCUAAAGCAAAGUGUUAAAUGGAAAGAUCAGUUAAUUUUUAUUGUUGCCCCAAAAUAAUAUUUGGG
Molecule: messenger RNA, 4849 nt
Organism: Physella acuta
Lineage: Eukaryota; Metazoa; Mollusca; Gastropoda; Physidae
Product: rho GTPase-activating protein 44
Biological process (GO): signal transduction; positive regulation of GTPase activity; regulation of Rac protein signal transduction
Cellular component (GO): cytoplasm; intracellular anatomical structure
Molecular function (GO): GTPase activator activity; protein binding
Source: RefSeq, a predicted model, not a curated record